This is a messenger RNA of Prosopis cineraria, 1837 nucleotides long. RefSeq names its product probable ADP-ribosylation factor GTPase-activating protein AGD6. The coding region runs from base 179 to 1546 and encodes 455 amino acids. The record is from RefSeq and is a predicted model, not a curated record. Lineage: Eukaryota; Viridiplantae; Streptophyta; Magnoliopsida; Fabales; Fabaceae. Gene Ontology annotation, molecular function: GTPase activator activity. Gene Ontology annotation, biological process: vesicle-mediated transport. The transcript is spliced from 4 exons.
AGCAUUCUCUUUUACCAUAUUGGUGGAUCCUCCUCGCAAUUCCGCAGCACCAAAAGGAAAAGGAAGCCGAAGCGAGGGAGAGAGGAUCGUUCCACUUUAUUCUGAUCAGAUCUUCCUAUUUAUCUCAUUUCCUUUCGGUGUUCAGGCAUCAAAUUCAGAUCCAUCGGAUAGGAUAUUCAUGGCGGCAGCGAGGCGGCUCCGGGACCUGCAAGCCCAACCGGGGAAUAGGAUCUGCGUCGAUUGCUCUCAAAAGAACCCCCAAUGGGCUUCUGUUUCCUAUGGAGUCUUCAUGUGCUUAGAGUGCUCCGGCAAGCACCGUGGCCUCGGUGUCCACAUCUCCUUCGUCCGAUCCGUUACAAUGGAUUCCUGGUCCGAAAUCCAGAUCAAGAAGAUGGAAGCAGGUGGUAACGAGCAACUUAACGCCUUCCUCGCCCAGUAUGGUAUCGCCAAGGAGACCGAUAUUGUUGCCAAGUACAAUACUAAUGCGGCCAGCAUUUAUAGGGAUCGGAUUCAGGCCCUUGCCGAGGGACGACCGUGGCGGGAUCCACCUGUGGUCAAGGAGAACCUCGGCCCUGGGAAGAGUAAGCCUCCGUUGCCGAAAAGUGGAAAUGAUGGAGGCUGGGAUAGUUGGGAUAAUGAUGAGGGGGUCAGAUCACCCCAUGACUUCAAGCGCAACAUGUCUACGGGGGAUGUAAGGGGGUUCAAUGGAGGUUCUGCCGGUAGCAGGCCCGCGAGAUCGAGAUCGACGGAGGAUAUCUACACGCGGUCGCAAUUGGAGGCCUCCGCCGCCAACAAAGACAGCUUUUUCGCUCGCAAGAUUGCAGAGAACGAUUCACGACCCGAAGGGAUUCCACCCUCGCAAGGAGGCAAGUUCGUUGGAUUCGGAUCUAGUCCCGCACCUUCUCGGGUGAAUAACCAACAAAACGAUGUCUUUUCAGUUAUGUCUCAGGGAUUUGGGAAAUUGUCCUUGGCUGCUGCCUCAGCGGCUCACUCUGCGGCUAAUGUUGUUCAGGCUGGCACUAAAGAGAUCGCUACCAAGGUAAAGGAUGGUGGCUAUGAUUACAGAGUCAAUGAAACCGUCAAUGUUGUCACUCAGAAGACGUCAGAGAUAGGACAAAGGACUUGGGGGAUUAUGAAGGGGGUCAUGGCUUUGGCUUCGCAGAAAGUUGAGGAGUACACUAAAGAUAACCCAAACUGGCCAAUUGAUAAUAACUGGCAGCGAAAUGAAAACGAUAGAAAUGGCUACUAUCAGGAAUAUAAUCAUGAGACCAAAGGUUGGAAUUCUUCUACAGGAGGAGGGCAACCUUCAUCAGUUGGGCAGAAUAAUACUUACGCCUCAAGCUCAUGGGAUGAUUGGGACAAUAAUGAUACCAGGAAGAAAGAACCGACUAGAGGAUCAGCUACUCAUAACAAUGAUGGUUGGGCUGGCUGGGAUGAUCCUAAAGAUGAUGAAUAUGAAAAUUCCUACCAGAGUGUAUCAAAUAAGAAUGCAGUUGGUCAUAAUGGGAAGCCAGGUGACAGGUGGACAGGAGGAGGCUUUCUGUAAGGGCCUGAGCCUGUCUUUACAUUAUAAUUCAGCACAAAUGACAAAAAUUAUGGUAGCUUCCAAGCCGAUCACAUGCAGGCUAACAGGGAUGCCUCUAAACACGAUGGAUGUAACCAGACUGUCAAGGAUAAGAAUGUUGACGUGCAAGUGUCCAAAUGAAGGGCUUGUUGCUCAAAUUCGAAGAGUCCACUGCCUGGAAUUGUGAAGAGAACAAUGUUGUGAGAUGAAAACUUCCUAAUUGUUUUGUACUUGUGGCAACUAAAGUUACCUGUUAAUUGUUUAUUUGCUUCA